Rotaria sordida is the source of this 465-nucleotide messenger RNA. The record is from the annotation of a GenBank genome assembly. Lineage: Eukaryota; Metazoa; Rotifera; Eurotatoria; Philodinida; Philodinidae.
AUGUUUAAUGAACAUAAAAUAAUCGUAACGGAAACUAUAUCGGAAAAAUAUGGUCAAAUUGCCGAAGUUCAAUAUGAAUAUGAUGAAAAUGAUUAUGGAAAAAAUAAAAAAUAUCAUAUCAAGUGGUCUCGACAAGAUUAUAACCGGACUGCAUCGAGAUUGUACAGACCAUCAAUGUCCUAUGAUAAGUUCAUAAAAGUAUUACGUACGUUUAUGAUGGGAAAAUAUGCCAUUGAAGAUGUUCCGGAAGCAUUUCGUCUUCUUGAUACUGAUCGUUCUAAUACGAUCGAUAUCACUAAAUUACAUGAAUUUAUAUGUAUCAUCUUGCCAAAAACAAAUCCCUAUUUACUUCUUCAUCAAAUACAAAAGGCUGAUAGAGAUGGCGAUUAUAAGCUGAAUUUCAAUGAAUUCAAAUCAUUUAUAGAACAAGGCUGCGGUCGAAAUGUAUCAAUUGGAUGUUUAUAA